AUGUCUAUAUCAAGGUAUUGGCUUACCCGGAGUGGAGAUGAAAGUAAAAAUUUUGAGUGGCAUGCUGUUGCAUCAUGGACUUGGAAUGCUCAAGAUGAAACAUGUGGAAUUUGUAGGAUGGCUUUUGAUGGUUGUUGCCCUGAUUGCAAACUCCCCGGGGAUGAUUGCCCAUUGAUUUGGGGUGCAUGCAACCAUGCUUUCCAUCUUCAUUGCAUCCUUAAAUGGGUGAAUGCACAGACUUCUCAGGCUCAUUGCCCCAUGUGCCGCAGAGAAUGGCAAUUCAAGGGAUGAGAGCACAAUUGUAUUACUUUAUUUACAUUACAUUUGUCCAGCGCAUGACUUGAUUGAGAAUUGAAACAGAGCAUGUGUUUUCUCGUGUGCUUGAAUUUUUAAACACUUCUAGUUGGACCUUUCUAUAUGGAAUGUGAAUGGUCAAAGUUCCAUCCUA
Molecule: messenger RNA, 448 nt
Organism: Cucurbita maxima (winter squash)
Lineage: Eukaryota; Viridiplantae; Streptophyta; Magnoliopsida; Cucurbitales; Cucurbitaceae
Product: anaphase-promoting complex subunit 11
Exons: 4
Coding region: 1-291 (96 amino acids)
Biological process (GO): positive regulation of mitotic metaphase/anaphase transition; protein ubiquitination; anaphase-promoting complex-dependent catabolic process
Cellular component (GO): nucleus; anaphase-promoting complex
Molecular function (GO): ubiquitin protein ligase activity; zinc ion binding; cullin family protein binding
Source: RefSeq, a predicted model, not a curated record